AUGAUAUGUGGCCUUUUAGGUAUUAAGUUUACUGAUAAGGACCCGCUGAGUAUUUUUCUCAAACCUUCGACGAAUUUUGCUAAGUUUAAGGAUACUAUACUCUAUAAACUAGGUCUGCUUAGCAUCAAACGGGUGGAGAAGUUGUUCUAUAGAAUCCCGAUAUCCGUGUUACACGAUGAUGUGAAGUGUGAUUCAUUUGUUAUUGGUAGUGACAAAGACUUGCAAGUUCUGCACUAUUAUCGCCGUCAGUUUCCCGAGGUGAGGACUCCAAAACUGUUGGCUAAACUUGUAGAUGUGGUAUCUAGUUCUGGAGGCUCGAAUCGAAAUUCUCAAUCCUCAGGACAUCCAGCCUGCUCUAGUUCCAUGGCUGUUGGAGCCUCGUCGGUUGCGUCGGUCAUUACACUUGAGGCAGUUUUAGUUGCUUAUCCUUUCUUUGCAUUCAAUCUAAACUACAGUGAUGAUGCCGGAGUUGGUGAGACUGGACCAUUGGGAGAGGUAGCAUUUGCGACGCCAGGUUUUUCUACAAUGGCCCCGGUCUUCGGAGAGGUUGGAGUAUCCGAUGGGGUUGAGGAUGCACUGUAUGAUGAUGAUGAUGAUGAUGAUGUGGAGCCCGUCACAAUAGCGGAUGAUAAUGACGAUGACACUCCACGGCCGACUCCAGCUGUGGGUGGGGGAUCAUCUAGUUCGGAUACUAAUCAGUUUUUCCCACACUUCUCAGCUUUGGACUUGGAUGCCAUGGCACCUCAGGGGGAUCCGGGAGUACCUAUUGGAUUCGGGGAUAGAAAGACACAGAAUACUGGAGUUGUAUAUGAAUUUCAAGUUGGUCAACAGUUUCAAAAUAAAGAAGAAGUCGUGUUAAGCGUGAAGACUUAUAGCAUUCGCCAUGGGGUUGAGUACAAGGUACUGGAAUCCAAUAAUUGCAAGUACUAUGGCAAGUGCAAGGAGUUUGGCAGCGGGUGCGCAUGGCUCAUUCGGGUUAGCCUCCGCUAG
Arachis duranensis is the source of this 990-nucleotide messenger RNA. RefSeq lists its product as uncharacterized. The record is from RefSeq and is a predicted model, not a curated record. The coding region runs from base 1 to 990 and encodes 329 amino acids. The transcript is spliced from 2 exons. NCBI's taxonomy places the organism in Eukaryota, Viridiplantae, Streptophyta, Magnoliopsida, Fabales, Fabaceae.